Molecule: messenger RNA, 1077 nt
Organism: Colletotrichum chrysophilum
Lineage: Eukaryota; Fungi; Ascomycota; Sordariomycetes; Glomerellales; Glomerellaceae
Exons: 3
Coding region: 1-1077 (358 amino acids)
Source: RefSeq, a predicted model, not a curated record
AUGUCGCAAGCGGAAGAAAGGACUCUCGCCCUUGUGGCGCCUCCCACGAUCCAAGCGCCCCUAUUUUCUCAUUCCGCUUAUGAGGAAAAGAUUCUUGAUCUGUUUUGGGAGACAUACAUGCCCGAUGCCCCGGCUUUCACCCCAGGAACCCCCAUUGUCCGGUAUUCUCAUUCAGACUGGGCUGCUACAGUCCAGGAUCUUUACCGAACGGAUGCAGCACUGCGCCAGAGCCUGCUGGCGAUUAGUCUUGGAACCAUCGGCCGACGCGACAAGCAAGUAUGGAUGAUAGAUGAGGGACUCAAGUUCUACUGCCAGGCACUUGGUGAAUUAAACACUGCCCUACGGCAUCCUACGCGAUGGAGGUCAGAUGCGCUGAUGGUGGCUUCAAGGAUCCUCGGUCUCUAUGAGUCUUCCAAAGACGCACUAGUAGACAUCUUUGUUGAUAUUCCGGGUAUCCUCGAAGAUCUCGACGAACUGCGUGAUUGCGAACCAGGGAUCGAGAAAAAGGCAAAACGGAGCAGACUGGUGAAUGAGUGCUGGCGCAUCGACAGAGAACUUACACGGUGGCUCGACAACAUGGGCCCGACAGAAGAGUUAAAAGACCUCGAAAGAAGAGGUGUCGACAAUCCCACCAUGUGCGACGUCGUCAUAACAUCGAUCAUGACCUUGUUUUGGACAACUUCCAUUUUGGCCUACAGCACUCUUCGCCUUGCUCUUGGCCCGAAGCCUGACAUUGAGCUGCCGGAGCGAACCAACCCUAGGGUUUUCUGUACCAAGAUCGCCAACAUCGUCGAUGUCUUCUUCCAUCCAAAUGCAGGGACCUUCGGAAUUUCAUCUGCGCCUUUGCCGAUCGGCAUGGCGCUGGUGUACCUGAACUCGACUGAGGAGGGGUUCAACUCAGAGGAUAAACGGAAGCUUGUCAGUUUCUUCGGCAUGCGGGCUAACAACGGGAUUGGAAUUGGAAAGUUCUUGAUCAGUACCCAAAGCGACGGCAUCGUGCCGAGGGGAGCAGUACAGUAUCCCAAGUGCGAUGCUAUCAAGGACAAGGCAAAGAGGUGGAUGGGUGCUGUAGGGUAG